Onthophagus taurus is the source of this 574-nucleotide messenger RNA. RefSeq names its product mitochondrial ribosomal protein S10 (gene mRpS10). NCBI's taxonomy places the organism in Eukaryota, Metazoa, Arthropoda, Insecta, Coleoptera, Scarabaeidae. Gene Ontology annotation, cellular component: mitochondrion; mitochondrial small ribosomal subunit. The record is from RefSeq and is a predicted model, not a curated record.
UUUGAGGUUAGAACGAAUUUUGAGGUUAAAUUAAUAUAUAAAAUGAACUUUUUAAGGUCCACGAUAAGGAAUUUCGAUAAAUUCCCAAAAAUUAUCACAUCGAGGACGAUUACCACAAAUUUGCAAACUGAAACUCAACUUUCCGAUGUACCCGAUAAAUUAUUUAAAAUAGUGGAGUUGGAAUUACGAGGAAAUGAUUCCGCCGUGCUAAAUAGCUUUGCUAAAUUUGCUACAAUGACUGGAAAUAAUUUUAAUAUUGAAUGCAAAACAUGGAAUUUGAGGAAACCUCUUCAUGAUAGAUAUACAGUAUUAAAAUCAGCCCAUAUUCAUAAAAAGCACAGAGUACAAUACGAAAUAAGAACUUAUUUUACAUUUGUGCAAUAUAAAUAUUUAACUGGAUCAACUGCAGAUACUUUGCUUGAAUAUAUUGAAAGGAAUUUACCUGAAGGUGUGGCGUUGAAAGCUACAAAAGUUGAAUUACAAAAGAUACCUGAUCAUUUUCAGCCACCUAAUCAAGAAAAAUAAGAUAGUCAUAAUUUGUUCAUUUAAUAAAUAAAAUAUUUCAUGAAAAUAA